Molecule: messenger RNA, 1690 nt
Organism: Peromyscus eremicus (cactus mouse)
Lineage: Eukaryota; Metazoa; Chordata; Mammalia; Rodentia; Cricetidae
Gene: Crlf2
Product: cytokine receptor like factor 2
Exons: 8
Coding region: 214-1272 (352 amino acids)
Biological process (GO): cytokine-mediated signaling pathway
Cellular component (GO): external side of plasma membrane
Molecular function (GO): protein binding; cytokine receptor activity
Source: RefSeq, a predicted model, not a curated record
CCUCCCCAGCCCCCGCCGCGGUUAUCGCGCGGCGAUCGAUUAGUCAGUCCGUUAUCGCCCAUCAGCUCCUCAGUCAGCGCAGCUUCCGCCGCCUCCGCCGCCGCCGCCGCGACUUCCCCAAAUGAGAAGAAGCCCCGGGGUUCGGGGCAGACGCGCGCGACCGGGUGUCCGUCCGUCCGUGCGUCCCCGUGUCCGUCCGUCCGACCCGCCGCCAUGGGCGUCCCGACCUGGUCCAUCGCGGUCAUCCUCCUGCUGCAGCUCCCACGGACCUCGUGGGAGGAGAGCGCGGGUGAUGACUUCCGGGUCAGCAUCAUCUGUUUCAACCUGGACACCAUGGAGGUCACGUGGGAUCCCGCCUACCAUGUGGGGGCCAACCUGAGCUUAGCAUUCCGCUACAACCUUGAUCCCCUGCGGAGCUGCCCCCGAUAUGUCCUGUCAGCGGGAAUCACUUCCGGGUGCAUCUUCCCCGCCCGCCGAGCACGAUUGGAGAUCCACAUCCGGAAGGGUGAGGUGUUGGUCUACAACCGGAAGCGACUGGCCACAGCCUACCUGAAGCCCCGUCCCCCAGGGAACAUGACCUUCCAUUGGCUGGAGGACUCCGUCCAGGUCACGUGUCCAGACCUUCCCUACAGCGACCUAGUCUACGAGGUCCAGCACCGAGGAGCCAGGGACCCCACCUGGGAGACCUCUUCCGAGAACACAUGUAAUGUCACAGUGGCCGGAGUCGACCACCAGCGCUGCUACGACUUCCGGGCCCGGGUCACCACAGAGGAAUCCACGUACGGCCAUGAGACACACCCAAGCGACUGGACCCCCGUGACACACUGGCAAGCUGCAAGGCGCACAGAGUCUUGCCAGGAGCCUCCUGCCCCGGCUUUCCCGAAGCUGCUGGUUGCAUGCAGCCUCCUGACCCUGCUGACUUCGCUGCUGCUGCUGCUGUCUCUGUGGAGGCUGCGGAGGUUCAGGAAUAUGGUGAUGCCAUGUGUGCCCGACCCCAAGGGCAGCUUCCCCGGGCUGUUUGAGAAGCACGGUGGGGACUUCCAGGAGUGGAUCAGUGACACACAGCAUGUGACCCUGAUGGCAAAGCCAGAAGUCUGUGACCCCACAGAGGAGGCACUGGUCCUGGAGCAUCACAGGAAGGGAGAAGAGCCUGAAUGGGACAAGGAUGCUGGGUUUCCUGGCCUUCCACGGGAGGGCUUGAGGGGCGGAGACCUGGUGUCUGUGGGCGGGGUCACUUUCAUGAUGGACAGCGAUGCCUAUAUGACCUUGUGACCCUGGCGUGACCUUGGGCACUGUGAUAGUGUCACAGCCAAGGUGAGUGUCCAUGGUGUCAGUCAUCCAUUAUUUCCCGCCCACACCCCCUGUCAAUCAUCCCUCAGGACAUGCCCACAGCCCUCCUGUCAAUCAUCCCACAGGACAUGCCCACAGCCCUCCUGUCAAUCAUCCCUCAGGACAUGCCCACAGCCCUCCUGUCAAUCAUCCCUCAGGACAUGCCCACAGCCCUCCUGUCAAUCAUCCCUCAGGACAUGCCCACAGCCCUCCUGUCAUUCAUCCCUCAUGACAUGCCCACAGCCCUCCUGUCAAUCAUCCCUCAGGACAUGUCCACAGCACUCCUGUCAAUCAUCCCUCAGGACAUGCCCACAGCCCGCCUGUCAAUCAUCCCUCAGGACAUGCCCACAGCCCGCCUGUC